UACUACGGAAGCUCUAGGUUGCCAUAAAGGAUAUAUACACUGAUUGCGAAACUCUGUCGAUGCGGUUCAAGUAAAAAGUUACACGAUGGCUGACCGGCCCGAGCACGUUCCAUCGCAAGAGCGAGAGGCAGCGCCUAAGGUGGAAUAUAAGAAAGAGCAGAGACGGGAAUCUCCUGCCAGGGAUAAUCCGUCUGCAAGAGACUAUGCGAAGGAUUUUCCGCCACGGGACAGCUAUCGUUCGGCCAGGGACAAUGGCAACGGCAACAGUACUGAUGAAAAGAAGAUCUACGUUGGUGGGUUGGAUUACUCAGCUACAAAGGAUGAUAUCUACGACGCGUUCUCUGAUGCUGGCAAGGUCGUCAACGUCCAGCUGGUUGUCGACCAUGAAACCCAGCGCUCAAAGGGCUAUGCAUUUGUCACGUUUGCGGACGAAGACGCGUUUUUGUACGCACUCAAGCGGAUGAACGGAGUGGCAAUCAAAGGCAAGAGCGUUGUGGUGAAUAAGGCGCUGAGCGCUGAAGAGAAAGCUCUCCGGGAGCGCGAGGCAGGCAUUCAACGGGACAGGGACACUGAUGCCCGUCACCACCACAAUUCGCGUCCUCAGCACAGCGAGCGGCCCCAUUAUGACCGGCCACCGGGACCUCAGAGCAAGGGCUUCCGCGUCAUAAUUACUGGUCUGCCGGAUGCUUACACUUGGAGGGAGAUGAAGGACUUUCUCCGCACCUACACGAAUGCUCAGCCGACGUAUGCCACUGUGGAGCGCCCUGGACGCGGGUACUGUCCUGGGGCUGCGUUGGUCUGGUCACAACAGUUUUAUCAUACACGUGGUUUCGGGACAGGAUCCAAAUUCGACGCACGUGUGCUAUGAAUGCUAUCUCCUGGCUUUCAUCUCUUCCUGGCUUUCAUCUCUUCAAAGAACACUCCCAAGCACCUCGAGCACGGGUUUCUAAGUGUCUGCGGUCGUUCUUUGGCAUUUGGGUCAGCAGUUGGAAGCACCCCUGGUAUCGUGCCGCCGUCUCUUCACAAUAUCCGUGGCCAUUUUGAGCAAACCACGUUGCCAUUACGCGACGAUUUCUGCGUUCAGCCUUAAUAUCAGCCACGUCCACGUCAGCCGUGUCCAAGCAGCCUGUUUGGCCUAUCACCGUCCAUUCAGUGCUCGCAACCGCCUGCAAUCCAAUCCCAUCCGAGGCGCGGGUUGUCCACGUGUCCUCCUGCUUUACAUGAUAACAGCUCUACUUGUCGUUAAAUGCAAGGCCCCCUUCAUGUCACAUACAACUCGCCGUACAAUUCCUCCGCGCUGCACUCCGCAUGUCUAGCAGUAGCGGCUGUAAAUGCAACAUGCAAGCAUUGGCGAGUACGCCACGUCAGCCGAGCGCAGCAGCGCCAUCCGGUCACUGCACGGCAUGGCGUACGAGGGCGGAACCAUCCGCUGUGAGGCGCUGGCGGAGGAGCGUGGGGGCGCUGACGGCUACCCUGGAGGGGCGGCCGCUGGAGGCGGAGUUGGAGGAGGAGGGCCGUAUCAGCGCCCCGAGCGAGGAGGCGGCAACGGGUUUAACGACGCGGGGUACGGUCGCGGGGUCAGUGGAGGCGAGCGGUAUGAUGACCGGUACGGCCAUGCGCCGUACGAAGGUGGGCGGGGAGGUAGCGGCUAUGCGGAUGAGCGCUAUCCGGACAAGUACGCUGGACGAGUAGAGGGUGGCGGUGGACGGUCAGGUGAGUUGAUUCGGUGGGCAACGAGGAGGGAGGGUUGGCGUACAUUGGUUGGGAUCUUACGGAGUUGAGUUAUGGGCGGGUUGAAGGUGGUUGCUGUUGCUGCUCGGAUGUCCCCUUGCUGGUUGUACACACAGGUCGCUUUCAUUGUGUAUACGCGGCUGUCUUGGUAACCCAACAUCCCUGCAUGUCUGCUGCUGCUCAGGUGGCUACGAGGGAGG
Astrephomene gubernaculifera is the source of this 1931-nucleotide messenger RNA. NCBI's taxonomy places the organism in Eukaryota, Viridiplantae, Chlorophyta, Chlorophyceae, Chlamydomonadales, Astrephomenaceae. The record is from the annotation of a GenBank genome assembly.